UCACUCAGCCCAGAAGAAAACUACUUCAGGGCUCGGCUGGCGAAGCAGAGUUUUCCUUCGGAUGAGGGUUGGCCAUUUGCAAAAUACCUUGGAGCAUGUGGAAGAAUGGUGGCUGUCAAUUAUGUUGGAGAAGAACUGUGGAGUUAUUUCAAUGCACCAUGGGAGAAAAGAGUUGACCUUGCUUGGCAGUUAAUGGAAAUAGCAGAGCAACUUACAAACAAUGACUUUGAAUUUGCGCUCUACCUCCUGGAUGUCAGCUUUGACAAUUUUGCAGUUGGUCCUCGAGAUGGGAAGGUAAUCAUUGUGGAUGCUGAAAAUGUUUUGGUUGCUGACAAGAGAUUAAUUAGACAAAAUAAACCUGAAAAUUGGGAUGUAUGGUAUGAAAGUAAAUUUGAUGACUGUGAUAAGGAAGCUUGCUUAUCAUUUUCAAAAGAAAUUCUUUGUGCUCGUGUCACUGUGGACCACAAUUAUUAUGCUGUUUGUCAAAACCUCUUAUCCAGACGUGCCACCUGGCGUGGCACAUCUGGAGGACUUCUUCAUGAUCCACCAAGUGAAAUUGCCAAAGAUGGCCGACUCGAGGCCUUACUGGAUGAAUGUGCCAACCCAAAGAAACGCUAUGGCAGAUUCCAGGCAGCAAAGGAGCUGCGGGAAUAUCUGGCACAAUUAAGUAAUAAUGUCAGGUAGUCUAAGGUGAACGUUUUUUUCUUUUCUCCAUUUAAAUAGCACUGGCAAAACUAAAACACCAGAAACUAUCUGGAAAAAUGGAAUAUGGAAGUGUUAUAUCCAGAGGAUGCUAAACUUGCACUGAUAUAUCUUACAUUAACAUCCAUCAAAAUAAGACAUUGCUACAAAAUUCACAUUAUGCUUCUGCAAAUAAAUACUUUGGAGACUUGAGUUAUCAGUAACUGCUUUACCCUUCCCCUAUGCCUGAGUGGAUUGGUGAAUAUUGUUAAGCUAUUGGAAAUGAAUCUGAUAGUUACAUUGGCUUGUGUAUCAAAGGGUAGUUGGUAACUUAGUUUGCAUUACUAUCAUGAUUUUGUGAAUCUCUUGCAUUUUCUUUGAAUGUCAACUUAGAUUGGCCUGUUUUAUAGGCCACUUAUUUCUUCUGAUAUAUAAGGUUCCCCCCCCCAUUUUACAUUUUUAAAAAAAUUAAAUAUUACACAUUCAGGUUAUAGGAGGUGUUCAUUUAAGUUUUAGCUAGUUUUCAUUCAGUGCUAUGCGGUACAUUUUACUGUUAGGGCAGGAUUCCCAACUUUAUUGUGUUUUUUUCAGAAAGCUGAAUAUUUUAUUGUGUACAUACUUUCCCCCUGCCUUCUGUGGUUUCACCAUUGCAUGACAUCAUUUCGGGUUGUUUAAAGAGUUGCAUCCUUCUAUGCCAUUAGUUAUAAAUGUACAUU
Messenger RNA from Fukomys damarensis (Damara mole-rat), 1397 nucleotides. It is a transcript of the gene Dipk2a, whose product is annotated as divergent protein kinase domain 2A. Gene Ontology annotation, cellular component: COPI vesicle coat. Bases 106 to 684 code for a protein of 192 amino acids. NCBI's taxonomy places the organism in Eukaryota, Metazoa, Chordata, Mammalia, Rodentia, Bathyergidae. The record is from RefSeq and is a predicted model, not a curated record. The transcript has 3 exons. Gene Ontology annotation, biological process: regulation of phosphatidylinositol 3-kinase/protein kinase B signal transduction; cardiac muscle cell proliferation.